AUGGACUCAAUUCCGUUGCGUAUCGACAUUGGAAGGGUCUCCGCACAUCUCAACCCAGACCUGGCUAUCGGGCUCGCGACUCAACUGCCACCAACAACAGACACCUUCAAAGAAAACCCAAAAUUCUUGAAUAUAGUGCAAGAAGUGUGCUCAAAAUAUGCCCAUGAAGAUCCUGAUGCCAAAUCCCAAGCGCAGGUCAUGGUGUCUGUGGCUGGAGCGAAUCUGAACUCAGGUGGCGUGUUAUUAACCGGCCAGCGCGGGAGACGUCGUGGAGCCGACUCGGCCAGUGGCGCUAGUGGUCAAGGUGGUGCAGGCUCGGGUGGACGUGGUGGUUGGAUUCAUGUCUCCGACAACAGACGGCCACCUGACUAUGGGCGGAUUGCUUGGCCCGAGGAUAUGUUUGGAAGUCUGGAGGUAGAUGCCAAUGGUCAGUUCGUUGGAGACAAUGGUAAUUAUCAGCCAAGUGGUACCUAUCGUAUCCUGACCCGAGAUGGAAUUUUCGGGUUGAGCCCUUUCCUCAGAGAAAAGCUGGUUCAGAAGCUACGAGAGCUUGAGAAGUGA
This is a messenger RNA of Penicillium verrucosum, 561 nucleotides long. RefSeq lists its product as uncharacterized. The coding region runs from base 1 to 561 and encodes 186 amino acids. NCBI's taxonomy places the organism in Eukaryota, Fungi, Ascomycota, Eurotiomycetes, Eurotiales, Aspergillaceae. The transcript has 5 exons. The record is from RefSeq and is a predicted model, not a curated record.